Molecule: messenger RNA, 3300 nt
Organism: Cornus florida
Lineage: Eukaryota; Viridiplantae; Streptophyta; Magnoliopsida; Cornales; Cornaceae
Exons: 5
Coding region: 1-3300 (1099 amino acids)
Source: RefSeq, a predicted model, not a curated record
AUGGAUAAGGCUUGGAUUCAUCAUCACACCAGGGGUAGUAAAGAGUAUCAUAAAGGCAUAAGAGACUUCAUUAAGUUUGCUAAAAGACAUACAGAUGGGCUAGGUAGGAUCAAAUGUCCGUGUCGUCGCUGUAAAAAUGGUGACUAUAUUGCAAUUGAGGAGGUUGAGACUCAUCUAUAUAAGUGUGGGAUGUACAAGGAGUAUACAAAUUGGAUAUGGCAUGGGGAGGCUAAUGUUAACACCACUGCUAAUGUUAAUGCAGAAGCUAAUGUUAAUGCCGAACAUGGGGAUAAUGCUAAUGAUGAAGGUAGAAAUGAAGACAAUGUAUUUGAUUUGUUGGAUAAUGUACGGAUGGGUAUGUUCACCAAUGUAGAACAACAAGAAGAUUCGCCUGAAGUUGAUAUAGGAGGAAGUUUUGAUAGAUUGCUAAAUGACGCACAAUGCGAAUUGUGGCCAGGUUGUAAAAAACAAUCUAAGUUGUCAGCAAUUUUGAAGUUGUUCCAUGUGAAAGUUACAAGCCGAAUGACCAACAAAUGUUUUGACAUGUUGCUUAAGGUGCUAAAGGAAUUGCUUCCCGAUGACAACACGUUGCCAAAGUCCUAUUAUGAGACUAAAACCUUGUUGCGUGAUUUAGGUCUUGGAUAUGAACCGAUCCAUGCAUGUAAAAAUGAUUGUACUUUAUUCUGGAAGGAGAAUGAAGGUAAAGAAUGUUGUCCACAAUGUGGUGAGUCGAGGGAUACAGCUAUAGACAUGCGUUGGCACAAGGAGAAACAUGUCAAAGAGACAAAUUUGUUGAGACAUCCAGCCGAUUCAAAAGCUUGGGAGGAAUUUGACAAUAAGAAUAGUUGGUUUGCUGCGGAUCCUCGUAAUGUUCGUCUUGGGUUAGCAUGUGAUGGAUUCAAUCCAUUUGGUAACAUGAGUAAUGCUUAUAGUGUGUGGCCUGUAAUUAUUGUGCCCUACAAUUUGCCACCUUGGAUGUGUAUGAAGGAACCAUAUAUGUUUAUGUCAUUACUUAUUCCUGGUCCUAAAUCACCUGGUAAUGACAUUGAUGUGUAUCUGCGACCGUUAAUUGACGAGUUAAAAGAAUUAUGGAUAGAUGGUGUGAUGACAUAUGAUGCCUACAAUAAAUCAAACUUUAAGCUGCAUGCAGGGUUGAUUUGGACUAUACAUGACUUUCCCGCUUAUGCAAUGGCAUCCGGAUGGAUGACAAAGGGUUUUUUGGCGUGUCCAAAUUGUAAUAAAGACACAUGUUCUUGUUAUUUGAGUCACGGGCAGAAGAUAUGUUAUUUGGGAGCUCGUAUAUUUUUGUCGUCCAAUCAUGCUUACAGGAAGCGUUUCAAACAAUUUAAUGGCAAGAAAGAAGACAGAGAGCCACCAAAGCAGUUGACGGGUGAUGAUAUUCUGGAACAAUUUAAUCUCCUACCCGAGGUUAGAUUCGGAAAGGGACCAAACAAUAAGAAGCGGACUCGUGAGAAGAAGGAACUUAAUUGGACAAAGAAAAGUAUAUUCUUUGAAUUGCCUUAUUGGAGAACACUUUUGUUGCGACACAACUUAGAUGUUAUGCACAUAGAGAAAAACAUAUGUGAUAAUGUGUUAGGGACAUUAAUGAACAUCGAAGGAAAGACGAAGGACUCAUUCAAAAGUCGGUUGGAUUUAGAAGCAAUGGGAAUUAGAAAAGAACUUCAUCUUAGGCGUAAUGGUGAGAAAUUUGAGAUGCCACUUGCGCAUUACACAUUGUCAAAGGAUGAAAAAAGGCAAUUGUGUGAUUGGUUGAAGUUAGUGAAGUUCCCAGAUGGCUAUGCAUCAAACAUAAGUCGAUGUGUGAAUGUCAAUGAAGGUAAGAUAUCUGGAUUGAAAAGUCAUGAUUCGCAUGUACUCUUACAGCGUCUCCUCCCUCUAGCUAUACGAGGAUUGUUGCCCGAUGAUGUUUGUAAUGCGAUAACAGAGCUUGGUUUAUUUUUUAAGGAGUUGUGUUGUCGGACCCUUAAACUAGAUGUCUUAGAGGUAUUGGAAAGGGAUAUUGCUAUCAUAUUAUGCAAGUUAGAAAUGAUAUUUCCUCCAUCAUUUUUUGACAUAAUGGUGCACUUAGCUCUGCAUUUGCCACGCGAGGCCAUCAUUGCAGGACCUGCACAAUAUCGAUGGAUGUACCCUAUUGAAAGAUUUUUACGUACUCUCAAGUCUUACGUGCGUAAUAAAGCACGUCCUGAAGGGUCCAUCGCUGAAGCUUAUGUGGACAAUGAAUGCGUCACAUUUUGCUCAAGGUUUCUUCAAGGGAUUGAGACACGAUUCAAUCGAGAAGAAAGAAAUUACGAGGGCGACUAUUGCACCAAUUGGUCCACUUUUUCAGAGCUCAGGCAAGUGGUUCAUCCUUUAGGGGCUGGAAGUUUAGAGAUACUGGAUAUUGAAAGCAUGCAAAAGGCUAAAUUUUACGUGUUAAAUAACUGCGCAGAAAUUGCUUCAUAUGCAGUUGCACACAAGGCUGAACUCGAGAAUGAAAACAAGGAUAAUGUACCAUUAAGACACGUAAAAGAAUUUUCGAGAUGGUUGGGAACACGAAUAAAGGAAGAGCGUCAUUAUCAAGAGUUAGAAAUUAGUGAUGACCUGUAUUCAUUAGCUUGUGGACCUGAUUUUCGGAUAAAUCGAUAUUCUGGUUGCAUUGUAAAUGGGGUCAGGUUUCAUACAAAGGAAAGGGAGAAAAAUCGAAAAACUCAGAAUAGUGGUGUGUUAGUCAAAACAGAGGAUGUUGAUUACUAUGGUGUCUUGACAGAUGUCAUUGAGUUACAAUAUCCUCUUAAGAGACGGGUAAUCCUAUUCAAAUGUGAUUGGUUCAACACAAGGACAGGUAUUAAGAGGGAUACUUAUUUCAAGAGUGUAAAUGUAGCCCGUAAAUGGUACAAAGAUGAGCCUUUUGUGUUGGCAAAUCAAGCAAAACAAGCCUUUUUUGUCAAAGACACCAAAUUACGAGGCACGUGGGAGGUCAUUCAAGAUAUAACACAUAGAAGCUCAUAUGACGUUCCCGAAGUGGAGGAUAACAGUAGAGUUGAGGAUGGAAUGUAUGCUACAGCAUAUCAAGAGGAUGAACCAUGCAUUGUGGAUAAGGUUGUUGAGGCGACCAACUUUGACAUAGAUCCACCAACUUUGAAUAGGGAUGGCUUGGAGGUUGAAAGUCUUGAUGCUGAAAUAAUUCUACAAAGUAAUGAAGAAUCUCAUCAUGAAAUUGACUGUUUUGACAAUGAUGAUGAAAUCUUGAUUGAAGACAAUUCAGAUGAUGAAGAAGAAGAUGAUAGUGAUUUGGAUUAA